AUCUUAUGUGUAGCAGAAAAACCAUCUAUAUCAAAGUCGGUAGCUGAGAUCCUUGGUGACGGACGGUUUGAAACAAGCUCAACUGCCAACAAGUACAUCAAAAACUAUGAGUUUAGUCAACAAUGUCAGGGAAGAGAGUGUACAGUAGUGAUGACUGCACUGCUUGGACAUUUGAUGGAAAGUGACUUUUCUCCUGAAUGGAAGAGCUGGCGAAUGGCUACGCUGCAACAUCUCUUUGGAGCGCCUAUUCAAAAAAAAGUCAAACAGGACAUGAAAGGUUUGGCUGACAAUCUGCGUGCAAAAUCUCGGCAAUCUGAGAUGCUAGUUAUUUGGACAGAUUGUGACCGAGAAGGAGAAAAUAUUGGUGCCGAGGUGGUUCAGGUGUGUCGUGAAACCAAUCCCAACAUUAUUGUUAAACGAGCAAGGUUUUCCGUAAUUAAGCAGGCAUGGAAUCGACUGGUUGAGUUAGAUUGGCGCGCAGCGGCAGCAGUGGAUGCUCGAACUGAAUUAGAUUUGCGAAUUGGUGCCGUUUUUACCAGAUUUCAAACACUUCAAUUACAAGGUCAUUUCAAAGAACUCAGCGAACAGAUACUCAGCUACGGUCCGUGUCAGUUUCCAACUCUGGGAUUUGUUGUUGAUCGGUUUAGAAAGGUCCAGAGCUUUAUUCCAGAGAAGUUUUGGAGCAUUACACUUGAAGUGACACGGAACGGACUCCGGGCUGUUUUUGGGUGGUCUCGCAACCAUUUGUUCAACCGGCACAUUGUUCUUGCUUUAUACGAGUUGUGUAUGAAAAAUCCAGUAUGCACCAUUUCUAAAGUUGAAGCAAAACCUAAAUCAAAAUGGGCUCCUUUGCCACUUACUACGGUGGAGCUUCAAAAAGUUGGAUCUCGUUUCUUGCAUAUGAGUUCGGACCGUGUCAUGCAGGUUGCAGAGGCACUGUAUAAUCGUGGUAUAGUCAGCUAUCCAAGAACCGAGACCGACUGCUUCGAUGAUAAGUUUGAUCUAAUGCCUCUAAUUGAAAAACAAACACAAAGUCAAGAAUGGGGCAGCUAUGCAGCUAGUCUUUUAAAUGGAAAGUUUACUAAACCGCGCAAGGGUAAAAACAACGACCAAGCACAUCCGCCGAUUCAUCCUGUUCGUGCUGCAUUUGAUUUGUCUGGUGACGAAAAGAAAGUUUUUGAUUAUAUUACACGAAGGUUUUUAGCCUGUUGCUCAGCAGCAGCCAGAGGACAAGAAACUGUGGUUGAUUUGGAACUUUCCCAAGAAAAAUUUACUUCAUCAGGGCUUAUGAUUUUGGAAAGAAAUUACUUGGAGGUGUUUCCAUAUGAAAAAUGGUCAGAUUCUGAUAUUCCAACGUUUUCCGUUGGCGAGCGAGUUGAACCGUCAUUAUUAGAGAUGCGUGAAGGAAGUACUACCAGACCAACAAUGCUCACUGAGGCCGAUCUUAUUACGCUCAUGGAUAAAAGUGGUAUUGGUACAGAUGCCACUAUUCACGAGCAUAUCAAAAAAAUCCUUGAUCGGGAAUAUGCACGCAAAGAAAACAUUUACUUUUUUCCAACGACACUGGGAAUGGCGCUGGUUACUGCAUAUGACGAGAUGGACAUUGAUUUGUCUCUAUCUAGACCAUUUCUUCGUAGUUUGACAGAAGCAAAUAUGAAAAAAAUCUGCGAUGGGGCUCGACAACGUGAGGAUGUUGUAUCUGAAAGCAUAGAGCUAUAUAAAAAUGUCUUUAUUGCAGCGUUUGGUCAAGCAAGUAAACUACACGAAUCGUGUGCCAAAUUUUUUGGCCAUGCACCAGAUGCAACUCCAGUAGGUUUGCUUUACUUGAAUAGUGUAUAG
This is a messenger RNA of Batrachochytrium dendrobatidis JAM81, 1839 nucleotides long. Its product is annotated as DNA topoisomerase 3. The transcript has 10 exons. The record is from RefSeq and is a predicted model, not a curated record. Gene Ontology annotation, molecular function: DNA topoisomerase type I (single strand cut, ATP-independent) activity; DNA binding. Gene Ontology annotation, biological process: DNA topological change. The annotation marks the transcript as partial. Gene Ontology annotation, cellular component: nucleus. NCBI's taxonomy places the organism in Eukaryota, Fungi, Chytridiomycota, Chytridiomycetes, Rhizophydiales.